AUGCUGCGGCCACCCGUGGAUAUCCCAGAAUCUCCAUCGUCUCCUUUCCCUAUUAAAAUUGAGUCAAAUAUCAUUUGUGGCUAUGGGAGAGGAUCUGCUGAGCUAGGAAUUCCCACUGCGAAUGUCCCUGUGAAUGAUGAUAUUAAUGUUCUUGACACCGGCAUUUAUUAUGGCUGGUGUCAAUUAAAACCUGAUACGUAUACCCACCUGUCGAAACUGCAACGAUCUGAUGGAAAUGAGAUCACCUUUAAUUACGGUUCUAGCUUAAAAAAAGAAGAGUUGGAUGUUUUUCCAAUGGUAAUGUCAAUUGGAUGGAAUCCAUUUUAUAAUAAUAAGCAGAAAGCGGCGGAGGUUCACAUCAUUCAUAAAUUCAAUGAUAAUUUUUAUGGUGCUACCAUUAAGUACGUUGUUUUAGGCUACAUUAGGCCUGAACUUAAUUACACGACUAAAGGUAAGUAUAUUUUAUAA
Molecule: messenger RNA, 468 nt
Organism: Priceomyces carsonii
Lineage: Eukaryota; Fungi; Ascomycota; Pichiomycetes; Serinales; Debaryomycetaceae
Product: riboflavin kinase
Exons: 1
Coding region: 1-468 (155 amino acids)
Biological process (GO): FMN biosynthetic process; riboflavin biosynthetic process
Cellular component (GO): mitochondrion
Molecular function (GO): riboflavin kinase activity
Source: RefSeq, a predicted model, not a curated record